GCGGGGAAAGGCGGCGCGGCCAGCCGGGGCGCCGGCCUCGCCGCCAUCGCUCCACUGGCGUUUCCAGUGGGCUGUCCCGGCCGGGGGCCGAACGGUCGCGCCGUAGCGGCCGGAGCUCAACGGCCGGGCCGCGCGCCCCGCCCCGCCCGGCGUCACGUGCGCGGCGUCACGUGCCGCAUGCAGAUGGCUGCGGCGGCACCGCUGGGCGGGAGCACGCGGGCCUGAGGGGGAGCCGGCGCCCCCGGCCCGGCCUCGCCGCCAUGGAGGUGUACAUCCCCUCCUUCCGCUACGAGGAGAGCGAGCUGGAGCGGGGCUACACGGUCUUUAAAAUAGAGGUGCUAAUGAGUGGAAGGAAACAUUUUGUGGAGAAGAGGUAUAGUGAAUUCCAUGCACUUCAUAAAAAGCUCAAGAAGUUCAUAAGAACUCCAGAGAUCCCUUCAAAGCACGUGAGAAACUGGGUUCCCAAGGUUCUGGAGCAGCGACGGCAAGGCUUAGAGUUGUAUUUGCAGACAGUUAUUUUAGAAAAUGAAGAGCUCCCUAAAAUAUUUCUUGAUUUCCUGAAUGUUCGCCAUGUACCUACCUUGCCAAAAGUAGAAAGCUGCGGCUCUUUUGAUGAAACAGAAUCCGAAGAAUCAAGCAAACUGUCCCACCAGCCUGUGCUGCUGUUCCUAAGGGAUCCAUAUGUCUUGCCUAAAGCAAACGAUGACUUUCCAAAUGUGGUUAUAGAAGGCACUCUACAUGGAAUAUUUUAUCCCCACUUACUGCCCAGGUAGAAGUGAUGUGUGGCUGGAAGAAGCUGAAGCAAGUCUCCAAGUCAUGUUCAAUGGAAUUAAUGGAAAAAAAAUUCUGCGAUGUGAAAAUUACGCUCAGAAGCAAAAGACACAACCUCAGUUUAAGUUCAAGCAUUAUAUCUUUUUAAAUUAAAUCAAUAUCACUACAAUUGCUGCUUUUUAAAAAAGAAGAUAUGGAAACAACUGUAUUGAAGUUAUUUAUACCGUCUAUAUAUUGACAUGCUCUAACUAUUUAACACUAAAAUCUGAAAGUCAGACACUGAAUUACACUAACCUUUGAAAAGAAUUGAAAGCUUUACUAAUUAUUUCUAUAAUUUCUAACAUAAAUUACACUAAACCAUUUUGCACCAGGAUUUUUCCCAGCACGUUACCCAUUGCUGGCAGUGGAUACGUUAAAAGUGCUGGCGCUGAAGAGAGUGAGAGAUUGCCAAAAAAUAAAAUAUGAGGGGAGGGGGCAAGAAGAAAUUGAAAGUGACUUAAAAUUAUCUGCUCAUUUCUCUUAAGUUAUUUUUAAUCUGCUCUUAAACAUCAUGUUGGAAAAGAACAAUGCAGGUGUACGGAGAAUUUCUAUUGGUAAACAUACUUCCACAUCAUGAAAUAACACAGCUUGCUCUCAGGAAAUUUUUUAGAUUUUAGUUGAAAUUAUUUUAUCUACCAGGAGAUUUUACAUGGCAUUUAUGCAUUUCCAUUUGGUUAUGAUAUCUAAUCUGUGUGUAUGUUUACUCUCCAAGUAAACUGUAUUCCAUAUCUUAACAUUUUAUAAGUCAUGGAGCAGUAAAAUGAUAAAACUAAAACUGAUACGUAUAUAUACUUAUAUAAGUAUUUGUUCAGACUUAACUGGAAAUUUGUAUGUGUGCUACUGGACAUUAUGAAAUACAUUACUAGAACAUGAA
Molecule: messenger RNA, 1684 nt
Organism: Columba livia (rock pigeon)
Lineage: Eukaryota; Metazoa; Chordata; Aves; Columbiformes; Columbidae
Gene: SNX24
Product: sorting nexin 24
Exons: 7
Coding region: 261-773 (170 amino acids)
Molecular function (GO): phosphatidylinositol phosphate binding
Source: RefSeq, a predicted model, not a curated record